This is a messenger RNA of Mycena citricolor, 2679 nucleotides long. NCBI's taxonomy places the organism in Eukaryota, Fungi, Basidiomycota, Agaricomycetes, Agaricales, Mycenaceae. The record is from the annotation of a GenBank genome assembly.
AUGGAACUGUUCGCAGAGACGGAAUGCUCACCUGAAAGAACGCGCGAAGUUGCCAGUGAGCUUUUGAACCAUAUUUACCUGAUCGACCGCUCCAAAGCGCGUUUUUUGUCGUCAGUCCACCCUCAGUCAUUGGACCCAUCUCUCCCUGCCCUCGCCGAACCUUCUGAAGCACCUCCGCCCGAGGACGAUGCACCGCCAUUGCGCCCGUUGACAUCGCUGAACUGGCCCUACGUCCCAGAAGAAUCCGCAUACCCAGAUCCGUUGAAACGAGACGAUCCAAAAGCACUGCAAGUGCCGCAAUACGAAGCUAUCGCGACCUCUCCCGCGGUCCGCAAAACGCUCGUCGAGCACCCGAAUCUGCCCGCCCUCCUCCGCUCCAUCGACACACUCCGGGGUCCAGACCGCGAAGACGCGCUGCACCGUGCGCUCGGCGUAUCCGCGCCGGACAUCUCCGGCGCGAAACCAGGCGCGGGCCUUUCCGACGACGUACUUGCGCUGCGGGCGCUGGCAGAGGCCGUGGAGGCUGCCGUGCGAGGGGGGAAGGAGGGCUCGUUGGGUCUGGACUGGGAGGGUACAUAAAACUAUAUGAUUUGAUUACUCAACACGUAUGAUAAAGAAAAUGUGGGCAUGAUGAUGAUGAUCGUCGUGAGCGGCAGGUAGCGUCAGUAGAUGGGCCGCGACGUCCAGAGCGGGGUGCGCUGCCCGACGACAGUCCCCCCGGCCUGGUGCGGAUCGGCGACCCUCGAGGACCUGGCUGUGCCCGGGUCCGAUGGCCAGAAUGCUGGCGGGGGCGGGAACAGCCCCUGCUGCUGCUGCUGCUGCUGCUGCUGAUGGUGGUGGUGGUCCUUUCUGCUAUCCGACCACGCCGUCGGAUAUCUCUGCGACUGGAUCGACAGGGGAUAAUUCGAGCCGUAGGAUGGUGCGGCAGCAUGCGUGUGCUCGGGGGACGGAUGCGCGGGACGCAUCGGCUCCCAGUCCGACACGGGGGGCUUGGUCAUCGCGACCAUCACAUUCGGCUCGUAGCCUUCGCGCGACCACGCUGAGCGGUGCGCGGACUGGGGCUCCGACGCGCGGCGACUCUGCGGCAGACCUUCGAACGGGGACAUCUUGGAGGGGCCUGGUCUCGGGUACGAGGACGGCUGUUGGUCCGGAAAGGACCCGGCCGAGUCACAGGACCAAAGCAGCUCGUCCUCGGGGUACGUCCUGCGCCGUUUCGGGGGCGAUUUGGCGUCGAGCAGAUCGUCGUCGUCGUCUUCCUGCUGGAACUCGGGCGUCGUCGAUUCUUCCUUGAGCUGGACCCCGCUGCCAGAGCGCGUGUGAGCGGUGUCGAGACUAAUGUACACGGGGAUCGUUACAACCGCUGUAGCCUCGCACAAGACCCGCGACGCACCCUGGACCCCCGGGUAUUGCUUGCCAGGAUAGACAUAGAACGGAUUGGAGAUGCCACGGCUGGUGACAGAUCGAUGCGCGGACCACGCACCCGUCGAUCACAAAUAAGCUUAGUUUGAAUCGCCAGCUGCCUUCGAUGCGCACGCAAAUGUCAGGGAAGAUGAAGAACGCUGCGUCCUGGUCUGAGUUGGGGUGGUCCUUGAGCACACGGAUGGACGAGACAAGGGCGCCAGAUGUGCUUGGUCUCCCUCCGUCCUAGAUCACAGAUAAGAUAAGCUGGGAAGAAGGGGAAGAAGAAGAACAGAAGCGAAGCAGCGGCUGCGCCGGACUGACACAUUUGAUCUCGACGUCGUCGUCCUUGGAAACCAAGGCUGCAUACAUGAAGUAGUACGGAUUCGUCAGGUGCGAUCUGCAACCACAUCAUCAGCAGAGGUCCAAGCGUGGUGAAUGGCACUCACCCUCGAAGCCCUGCGCCAUUAUCCUGGGGUUCAGUGACCCGGAGCUGGACGAUGAUAGGCGGGUCAACAGGCCUACGAUCUGCUGGAAUCAAGGGUGCAUCAGGACCCUCCCCUCCCCUCUGUCGCCGAGCAAGCAGAGAGAUUUCUCACCCGAAACCUUCAAGGCCGAUAUCCUGGCGUGCAAGGGUUGCUGCCGAAUCGUCACGUCGUAAUUCACACUUAAAACAGCAUGGUCAGAACUGGUGGCCCCAAAGCGGCUCAACGAAGGGGCGCGAACUUGAGGUUGGCGGUGGCCAUCUGCCGGGGAGAGGCUUGUGUCCUGUGCGGCAAAUCUCGUCGAGUGGGAACCAGCGGUACGGCUGGCAGAGUAGCACGGUUGAUAUCUGGUUUUGUGGGUAGAAGAGGCAUGGGCCAAAAUAGGACCGCUGCCUCUUUCGACGGAACUUGAGGUCAAGGCGAGGCCCACACAAAUGUCGCGAUUAACCUUGGAGUGCCUAUUCGUGGGUUCCCCGGAAGUUGCCAUUCUGCACCCCGAACAUAUUAUGAGACGCCGCCCCCCAUCAGUCUACGCACAUCGGUGCCUCCCCGCACCCUCCCCGGACUGCGCUCCCCCCAUUUCUCGCGCAGACAGUCGCGGAGAAUGGGCUCUUGGCGCAUUAUCUGCAGCUGCAGCAGUGACGCGGCGUGUCUACAGAUUGAUUCGGAUUGUAGCUCGACCCGUUGCAUCCAGCAACCUCGCUGCAGACAUGGUCAUGCACGAAGCUUGACGAACAAGAGACCGUCCACUCGAGAUAUCGGAGGUGGCCGUUGCCGGAUUUCGGCAUAGGCACGG